Molecule: messenger RNA, 3083 nt
Organism: Zootermopsis nevadensis
Lineage: Eukaryota; Metazoa; Arthropoda; Insecta; Blattodea; Termopsidae
Product: UBX domain-containing protein 1
Biological process (GO): negative regulation of protein ubiquitination; negative regulation of protein K48-linked deubiquitination; negative regulation of proteasomal ubiquitin-dependent protein catabolic process
Cellular component (GO): nucleus; cytoplasm
Molecular function (GO): K48-linked polyubiquitin modification-dependent protein binding
Source: RefSeq, a predicted model, not a curated record
UGUGAUCGUUGUCAUGUGCGGCACGGCAAGGAGCAGUGUUGUGUUUGUAACCUGUGCCGUCGUUUGUGGCUGACAGUGCAUAAGAUUAGUAAAGCAGAUUUUUGUGUAAUGAAUAUGGCAUCACAAGACGUAAAUAUACUUGCCGAAAUGGGAUUUCCAAGAAGUAAAGCAGAAAGAGCUUUGGAAGUUACUGGCAACCAGGGAGUAGAACCUGCAAUGGAAUGGUUAUUAGCACAUGCAGAUGAAUCAUUACCAACCGAUCCUUCCGUGUCUUCUGAAGCUGUAAAUAGUGCGCUGUCGCAAAGUACAGUGGAGCAAGACAAGCAAGAAGGUGGCAGUGAUGAAGUAACAAAGGAUGAGACAGAAGAGCCAAAAGAAGCAACUGCUAAUACUGUAGCAAAAUCACUGAAGUGCAAUGAGUGUUCUCGGUUGUUCAUAUCACCAUUGGAGAUUGAAUUCCAUGCAGCAAAAACUGGUCAUAAUAGUUUUUUUGAGAGCGAUGAAGAGAAAAGACCUCUGACAGAAGAGGAGAAGAAGGAGCAGGUCAAAAGACUCGAAGAGAAAAUGAGGCAGAAGCGACAGGAACGAGAAGAAGCUGAGAAGAGAGAAGCUCUAGAAAAAGAGAAACUACGGAUACGACAUGGAAAGGAGAUGGUGGCUGCUAAGAAAAAGCUAGGGGAAGAUGAAAUGAAGAAACUGGUAGAACAGCACAAAUGGGAGAAGAUGGAAGAGAAGAUGGCUCGGCAGAGGGUGAAGGAACAGAUUGAGCAAGAUAAAAUAGCGAGACGAGCCAAGUUUGGUAUUGCUGCACCAACAGGUGGCACACAACAGAUGCCAGUGACAGCAGUGGAACUGACACCACAGCAGGCAUCUCUUGUCCAACAGCCUACUAAAGAUUACUCUCAAACUCGGCUGCAGAUCAGGUUGACAAAUGGUCAGGCUCUGACACAGACAUUUGGAUCCAAGGAGCAGCUGUCUGCUGUUAGGUUGUAUGUCGAAAUGAACCGAACGGAUGGAAGUGGUCCUUUCUGUCUUAUGACCAACUUCCCUAAAAAGGUCUUCUCUGAUGAUGACUAUGAGAAGCCUCUUGAUUUAUUAGGACUGGUGCCUUCAGCAGUUGUGAUAGUUUCCCGGACCCAAUAGUACAAACGUAAGCAACUUGGUCUGCAUCUCAGACUGUUGAGCUAAAAUAAAUUAGCUGCAUACUUAAGUUACUGUCUACAUUAUAAUUUUGUAAAACUUUAAUUAGUCAUGGGAUAAAGGAUAAAAUACUUGCACUGUGUAUUACUCAUGUAUCUUAUUAAAUUAUUACUAGUGGUUAGAAAUAAUAGAUAUAAACUUAAUCAUUAAUAUUUACCUUACUCCAGUUUUCUUUAACUUUAGUAGUUGUAUUCUACCAAAUAUAAGUUAAACGCUUUUUUUUUUGCAAAAACCAUUCUCAUUAUCACGUCAAUUGUACAUAGAUAAUCUUUAAUACUUCCAGUAAAUCGGUAUAUUAAUUGUUUGAAGAAGAGAUGAAUCGAAAUGAAUGAUAACUUCUCAUUAACUUGGUAAUUUCUUGUCAUAUAUGCACAUACUGUAUGUGUAGGAGGAGAAAUGCUAUAUUGUCAUCGAUAAAAAAUUUCUUGUCGGUGUACUCUUUAAUUUAUUCCCAUUAUUUUACUGUCUUCUUAGCAAGGCAGGCUGAAUCAAAAGACUUUUAUCUUCUAGAAUGUAAUCCUGCAAAAGCUUUGGUUAACUUAUAUUCAGCACAAUAUUGGGAAACUAUUAGCAAGUUUGGAUGAUUUUUAAAGUGUCACCCACUGAAGAAAUUGUAUGAUUCGCAAAGCUUCCAACAGCCAGGAAUGCUGCAAAUAUGCUGGAGUUGUGAUAGUGUAGAAUGGCUUACUGUACUCAGGAGGAAGCAUGCUGGGAUAUAUUAUUGUUUUCUGUAAAGGACAAUUUGUUUGUAUGCCAGUUGUUGGAUCUGAUGGUCCCUUAAUUCCAUCACAAUCAGUCAGAGUCAGAUUCUUGUCGAAACAGAUUCUGAUUUCAAAGAGGUAUGUCUUCUUUGUUUUCUGUGAAAUAUAAACUGAAAUUAACAUUGUUGAUACAUAAAUAUAUGUGCAAGAUGGAUCCAGGGGUGAUCUGAAAUGUUUGCAACUUUUGUAAAGGUAAUAACUAUACCGAGUGGAAAAUUAUUUUUAAUCUCAUGACAGUAAAGAUGAACCAUAACAGAAGUUAUCCAGACUAUUCAGACAAUUACGGGGCAUAUUAAUCUUACACGACACAAAUACUGCUCAAGAAGUAGGAAUCUCGCAGAGAACCGUUCACUGAGAAUAAAUUACCCAGUACCUGGCCGGAUUCGAGGAAUAUUGUAAGAGUUGAAGAUGCAUUUGAGGCCAAUAUGUAGAUGUGAUGGCAGUACUAAAUUCUCUUUAAGAAAUAUAUUCCAAAAUGAGAAACAAUCAAAAUGGCUCGAGAUAGGAUCCAGUGCUAGUACUUGUAUGAUGAAAAUGUACCUUUUGGCUUAAUUUUUUCAGGGACUAUUCCAUAUGGGCUCUCUUAGCAGUAGGACAAAGAUUUUAUUUACAGAAAGCAGUCAUUGGUGUUUGAUGCUUGAUAUAUCUACAACACAGUGGAUGAUGAUCUAUUUUCAUAUGUGAAAUAUGAUGCAUUAAUUGUGUUGAUGGUACUCCAAUCCUUUUUAUUUACUAUCUACACAACAGGAUGCAGCAAUUUAAGAUUAGGAAAAUAUUAUUGCCACACUAAUCACACUACGGGUCUCAGACUGAAUGAAGUCAGGAAUUAUUUGUCUUUGUAUUUUGUUAAAUAUUGCACAUUUCAGAAAAUGUUUAAAAUAAAAAAGUUGCAAAUGUUAAUCAGAUCUGUAUUUUAUGUCUUGUAUGUAUGGUGAGCUGUGUUUUUGAUAAAUUUGAUAGUUCAGUUUGGACCCAAUGUAAGAAGGGGUUCAUUGACUUGUGUUGCUGCAUGUUGACAAAACUGUUAUCAAUAGCCAUUCUGUCUUAGUGGACUGCAAGAAUAUCGAUGCUCAUGCAAAGGGUCUGUAUAUCAAAAAAAAAUUAAAUUUGCUUGGAAAAUUA